Molecule: messenger RNA, 1624 nt
Organism: Metschnikowia bicuspidata var. bicuspidata NRRL YB-4993
Lineage: Eukaryota; Fungi; Ascomycota; Pichiomycetes; Serinales; Metschnikowiaceae
Gene: STN1
Product: Stn1p
Exons: 1
Coding region: 352-1209 (285 amino acids)
Source: RefSeq, a predicted model, not a curated record
AGAAGCCAGAGAUGGCAUGCACCAGGUGCCAGACUUCUACUGCUAGGUCAUAGUGCCAAGAGUAUAUUUAGCAGAAAGCAAUACAUAAGUCUCUACAUAAUCUAUUUCAUUCAAGAACUAGGUAUUUUCAGGAAGGGAUAUUCUAGCGGUGACCUGCAAAACAUUGUGCUUGGGCUACUCAGCGCACUACUCACUUUAUGCAGACAUCAGCCGCAGCCCAGCCUUCAUACAGCACAGAUAGCGGAUUGGCACUAUUAAAUACUUUCAAGUAGGCGCACCAGCACAAGCGAAAGCAACUCUUCACCAGCCCACCUUUCUAAACGAAGCCUGUAAUUGUGCUCGUGGGAUGGCAUGCCUGAGUUCCGGAUAGAUUUUGCCCCGGGUGAGCCCCACGUAGCACUACGAAAAAAAGGCAUCACCUAUUACGUGCCGUCGCUUUUCCACAUGUCACUCACAUACCAACACACCGUGCCGUUGUUCAUUGCCGAUGUACUCCGAUCAACCGAUCCCUUGAAAAUCUACGGCCAGAACGCCUUGCAUUUGGGCAAGGAAGGCUGCUUUCUAAUCAAGAACCACCCGUUCAAAACGUUCACAAUCAUGGGCAGAAUGAUGCUGUUUGAAAGCCACGAGGUCCCGGGAAGAAGCGGGGCUGACAGCUACCAGUUUCAUGUUCUAUACAUCGAUGACUUCCUGGGAGAAAACCUGACUCUCCGCGUCAAGAUUGAAGCCCAUCUUAUUCCAGCAGCUUCGUUGGAGAAAAAUGACCUUUUGCUCAAGAUUUCUGGCUCUUUGGGAGCCUUCAAUGGGAAGAAGCAAAUGCUGGCCACUGAAGUGGUGAUUCGCGGUGGGCACCAUGAUAUUGCAAUCGAAUUGGCCUGGUGGACUGCGGUGCUCGAUAGUAGAAAGUACAUCGAGCAGCCCUGGCGAUAUUUCCCUCCCAAGGCGACGAUAGCUGAGCCAACCAUGCCAAAGACUAUAUUUGAGUAUAAAGACGCGCGCAAAAGACAAGAAAAACGGAGAAUUUUGGUAUCCUCCUGCGAGAAAACCAGACGGUCCACCUUGGGGACUGGCACCUUUAAUAACGCUAUGGACUCUUUUGUGAUUCACAAGGAUAUGAGUCCAAGCCUCAACCGAUCAAAUUCGGGCUCUGAACUGUCUGCCGUCUCCAGGGACCAACUACAGGAUGUAAGCCAUUGUUUUCGCAGAUGAAAGUGAACCAGCGUGAUCAACAAAGGCUCCUCUGAUUAAAAAUGAGGCAGGCGCUGGCGCCUUGUAUAAACGCUUCAAGAACCGCGACACAGCUUAGUCUUUUUGGGAUUUGAAAAAUUCAAAUUGUUAUCAGUUCACUUCACUUCUCUUUGGCACCCUCGAGAAUAAUAGCAGAAAGGAAGCUUCAAGAGAGUAGAAGCCCAUUUAUGUAUCUCGUCAUCGUAUGCUUUGAUACGGCUAUUAUGCAGAUGUUGCAAAAGCAAUGCUCAAAGAAAGAAUAAUACCAGCUCAUUAUUUGUAAGUAUAGGUUUAAUAUCACAACCCUAUUAAGUUGAUCUGUUACACCCUUUGGACCAGGAAUAACAAUAACAGAUCAAGAACAUGGUUUGAUUUCAACUUUAGCUAUGCAUGAGUU